GUGUUGGACUCCGGAGCGACCUGACGCACUCUUGUACCAGAGCGCAGCUGUCACCAUUACUUCAUGCUUAUUGGCCCGAGACCGAGAGAGGCAGAGGCAAAGCAAAGGCAAACAACUGGAGAGAGAGAGAGAGAGAGAGAGAGAGAGAGAGAGAGAGCUAGAGAGAGAGAGAGAGAGAGAGAGAGAGAGAGUUGGACCCCUGCGCUCUCCAUCGAUCUGCAGAGGCGCACAGAGGAGCUUCUACCACACGCUGGACACAAUAUCUGAGAGCUUUAGUGUUUUCUUUUUGGGGUUAUUUGGAUCAUGCUUCUGGGCAAUUUGGUAGUGGUUGUGUUUUGCCUCUGGAGUACUGAGGUCUGCUGGGCUUAUGUGUUUUCCGCCAGCGGGGCUGCUGCAGAUGGAGGGGACAACCCGGCCCCUCACACUAAAGUUGUCUCAGAGUGGGUCAGCUCAGCAGGCUCCUGUAAGGGGAGGUGCUUCGAGCUGGACGAGGCCAAACCUCCAGGAUGCAGAUGUGACAACCUGUGUAAGACCUACUACAGCUGCUGCUCCGACUUCGACGAGCACUGCCUGAAGACAGGUGUAUGA
This is a messenger RNA of Scomber japonicus (chub mackerel), 588 nucleotides long. Its product is annotated as ectonucleotide pyrophosphatase/phosphodiesterase family member 2-like. Bases 304 to 588 code for a protein of 94 amino acids. The transcript is spliced from 4 exons. Gene Ontology annotation, biological process: immune response. The record is from RefSeq and is a predicted model, not a curated record. NCBI's taxonomy places the organism in Eukaryota, Metazoa, Chordata, Actinopteri, Scombriformes, Scombridae. Gene Ontology annotation, molecular function: scavenger receptor activity; polysaccharide binding.